Anopheles aquasalis is the source of this 1423-nucleotide messenger RNA. RefSeq lists its product as uncharacterized. Lineage: Eukaryota; Metazoa; Arthropoda; Insecta; Diptera; Culicidae. The record is from RefSeq and is a predicted model, not a curated record.
AUGCCCGAGGAAGAGAUUCCCCUGGACGAUGGCCAUCGUCCUGCAUCAUCAUCCUCAUCGGGGCCACGUUCGAGACAACCUUCGAUCGGUGACACACACGAGGUUAACGGUGGUGGAGGCGACGCUGGUGGACACUUUGUGGCAAUACGCAACAUGCUGAAUGCCUCGAGGAACCGUCCAGUGGCCCGGAUAGCACCGCUAGAACCAUCGUUCGUACCAGCACCACAGCGUUACUAUCCGAUCGUCAUACCAGCCGAGCCCACGAUCGAGGAGUUACUGCGCCAUGCAGCGGGAACACAGGAUCUAUCAACCGUGACCGAAAUCAAGCUGAAGGUCAUCUCCCACAUGACGAGCCUGCAACGAAUACCCUGCUUCAUACCCCACCUCCGCUCGCUCAUCCUCGAAGGGAGCAUAGUGCUGACGUUACGUGAUCUGGGCUGCGAUAUGACCUCGCUACGCUACCUGAACGUGUCGCGCUGUAGCCUGAAGCAUCUGGAUGGUACCACCGGACUGGAAUCGCUGGAGGAGCUCGUGGCCGAUUACAAUCUGAUCGAGGAAGUGGGACCGUGCACCAAUCUGAUCAACAUAAAGAAAAUCAGCCUCAAAGGGAACCGGAUAACGGAUCCCGGCAGCGUUACCUUUCUGGCGCUCUGCGAAAAGCUCGAGUCACUGGAUCUGCGUGAGAACUUUGUCUCCGAGGGACCGUCCUUCCGGCCGAUGCUAAAGACCAAUAUUCCGCAGUUGCGCUGCCUCAACGCGAUCCCAUUCAGUGAUGUGGGCCGAGAUGAGGAAACGGAUCUUUCGAGCUCUGAGUAUCGCUCGUCGAGUUCGGGUAGCCUGGAGGAAGGACAGCGUGAGCGCUGGGAGGUGACGGGAUUGGGUGAGCGUCCCCGUGGACCACCGGUUCCCAGUCAUGCACCACGCCGUCCAACAACGGCAUCAAUCGAACGUCGUGUAACGGUGGAACUUCGUGACCAGGAACGGCCUUCAACGGCAGAUCCGGUCAAGAUAAAAGCCCAGCUAACGUCCGGUGAACCCGUUGUGGGCAGUAUCGUCACCAAGGCACGCCGCCGACGCCGCCAGCGGACGGCCUGGGGUGAAUCGACUUCCUGCUCCAGUGUCAGCAGUUCGGAUUCGUCCUUUUCCAAAGAGUUUCCCGAACGGUUGCCCCAGAAAGCGGUCGAUCUGGAGCUCGGUGUAAUCGGUAUGCGUCAGGCCCAGCCAUCGCAUUCUGGUGGCCACUCGAGGCCGGCUGGGCAACGACCUUCGGAACCGGACGGAACCGACACGGCCAUGCCAGAUGAUCCGCAGAGUUUGUUGCGUGCGGCACGGUUGUGGCGUCAGCGAUCGGUGCAAACGCGUGAAACGAUUCGUGAGCAGGAACAGUUACUGGUGCUCCGGCAGUUGACCGAUGAGGAUUAGC